Carcharodon carcharias (great white shark) is the source of this 4436-nucleotide messenger RNA. Its product is annotated as leucine-rich repeat transmembrane protein FLRT3. The coding region runs from base 378 to 1535 and encodes 385 amino acids. The record is from RefSeq and is a predicted model, not a curated record. The transcript is spliced from 3 exons. Lineage: Eukaryota; Metazoa; Chordata; Chondrichthyes; Lamniformes; Lamnidae. Gene Ontology annotation, cellular component: plasma membrane. Gene Ontology annotation, molecular function: protein binding.
UUUCAAGGGACUUGCACAGAGGAGAGCAACUGAAUUGAACCCUCCGUUAUCCUUCAACCACCGUGAUCAGCCCAUCCACAUCAAUUGAUCAGGAAAUACAUCGUAAUAUAUAUUUAAAUCAGGAUGUGAAGCCGCAAGUCUGUAGACCAAGAAUUACUCACACAUAUUAAUUAGCGAGACCGCUUCUGUCUAAACUUGUUUGCAGUAGGAAUGGGAGAGUCCGGCAGAGACACUAAAGGAACAUGACAAAACAGCUCUAAUUCCAAUGCUGCCAGACCUGCUGAGAUUUUCCAGGUCCAAGAUCCUGGAAAUUGCUUCGGCAAUGGAUUCUAUUACUAACAUUUGUUUGGGCUCCAGGAGCUGCAAACGGAGUCUGCAUGUGCGAUGGUAAUCUUGAUUUCAGGACUUUUAAGUUUCGCCAGGUGAGAGAAGAAUGUUGCUUAAAUUUCACUGGUUCUUCUAUUGGUGCCCUUCAAUGGAAUGUCUUCACAAACCUGUCAGGAAUCAAAGUCCUGGACCUCUCAAAUUGCAACAUAUCUGACAUCUAUGACGUGGAUGAAAACCCAAGCUCUCUGGAGGUCCUAUACCUGGACCACAAUCAAUUAGAACAAUUACCUUCUAACUUCCUCACAAAUGUGCCCAGCUUAAAGAUCCUUCAUCUGGAGGAAAACCACCUUCAACAGUUACCAGAGAACAUUUUAGAAGCUUCAGACCAGAUUCAGGAGCUGUACCUGGACUCCAACAAUUUAAAUUCUAUACCUCCUAGUGUCUUUAAACCAAGCCUUGAGAAAUUGUCUCUUUUCAAUAAUACCUUGGAGUGUACAUGUGCCUUGUAUGAUGGUUUGGCAAAAUACAUGUCAGCAAAUGUAAGCAUCAGUAGAUCAGAAAAUGUAAUUAUUUGCUACACAUCAAAGCACCCACAAGGUCUGAAUAUCAUGGACAUUCAUCGCUCAGAUAUCUGUAGGUCCCAUGGUCUCACAGCUCUCUUCAUUUGCUUGCCAUUGAUUGCAACACUUGCUCUGGUGUUGUGUUGGUACUGCUGGAGAAAUAGAAGAUCUAAUUUUAAAGUUAUUAGACAAGACAAUCAAAUUUGCACCAUCGAGAAGCCUGGCUUUUCAAAUGUGGGGGACCAUCACUAUAUAACUUGCAGGACUCCAGAAACAACUCUCAUCCCCACAGGAUAUGAAAACAGCAUCCUCGCCAGAAACCAGCUCAUGUUACGUCCCUCGACAGCCUUGUUAGGGAGUAACCGUGACUUGUAUGAAGAAGUGGAGAUAAAGCUCGGUGGUUCUGUUGAUUCAGUCACAUGCGUUGACAAGAUCUAUCUUAAUAUGUCCAAUAAUAAAGUGGAAGAAGAAGAUGCUGUUGAGGAAGUCCAUACUGAGCCUGAAUUGGUGAGUGUCACAGAGGAGCUACAAGAGGCAGAUCGUCAAAGGCUCUAUAUGAAUAAAUCCGCAAACUACUACAAUCUAGUUCCUGGUAUUGAAUUAGAUGAUUCCGACCAUGGUGAAUAUGAAAACAUUGACUUGUCCUAGAGGCCCUGGAUCAUUUUUAUUGGAGACUUCACAAAAGCUAGAUCGAAACAUUUGACAAUAUGGAAAAGUGCCUUGGGCUGAUGAAGAUGGACAGAAGACUUUUUUUUUAGCACAUUUAUGUGAAGAAUAAAAAUAGAAUAAUUGGUGCAGGAGAGGUACAUUAUUGAAUUUAAAUACAGACUUACUUUUGGAGUAUUACUACUGGCAUUAUCACCAUCAGUCAAUGUAUGGGAUGUCAAAGUAACAUUCUCAUCUCAGUCCAACAUGUUCAAUUUUAGAGUUGCUCUCCCAUCAGCAGUUUCUGUCAAUGAGAAGCAAACCUCCAGUAGGUAAAUGUAGAACCAAUUCAGAGGAGUCAUAGAGGAGAUAAAGGAUCCAAAAUGGUGCCAUUAAUAUCAUUUGCUGUCAUUCUCUUGAUAAUUUUGAAUGAUUCCCAAGUACAAUCCAGUAUUAAAAAAUACAUCAACUGGAAUUGUGGCAGACACCAAUAGGAAUUUGAAUUUAUUUUACCCUAACCCAGCUGGCAGGAACUGAGUGAGUUUGCGUUCGAUGCCCACUUUAUAGUUUAUCUGAUUGAAAUUAACAGGGCGCAUGGUGUACUUCUACCUGGAACCCAGCCCUAAUCCAUUAAGCAAGUUCGGAUAAAAUUAAGGCUCACAAUUUUUAUCAGGCUUCUAUAUCAAGCUUUUACCAGUUCAAUAUUAAGUUCAAACAAUCAGUACAAAGAAAAGGUGGCAUUCUAAUGAUAUCAUUAUUUCUCAUCUCUCUCAAACCAAUCUUGCUUGUAAUACUGGACUGACAGGUGCAACUCCCUGCUUGGCAGGUUCGACAAGAUUUUUGGGAUGAAACUCCUGCCUGCCCUUGGGUAAAUGUUCAGUAUGUUUCAUGAAUAUAUGUUGUAGUGACAAAGCUUUAAGUACUUCAACCAAGUAGUCAUACUAAAGUCAUAGCGGACAGGAUAGUGUUUGAAACAGCAAGAAAAUUGGUCCAUGAGGCCUUCUUGCACUUCUCCCUAUCCCUGUCGAGCUGAUUACCAGGCAUCCCUCCUCCAUCCACAAUAGGUAAAUGGUAACAAGGAAGUGGGGCCACUCACCAGCUUUUCAUCCAGGCCACUGCCACCCCCAGGGAUCCUAUGACAGGUUGGUAGUAGUUCCUGAAGUGGUGAUGGAAGAUCAAUUCAGAAGGACAGGACCCAGCUGUUGGUCACUCCUCAGGUCCCAAAGCCUUACCUUAGGCUUUGGCUCAGCCUGAGGUCUAACAUUCAAUUGCCCUUUAAUCUUCAGGGCCCCGUAUCCCCUUUCAGAUGGGCUCCACUUCUUUUGGCACUGCAGCGUGGUUUCACAAGGCUAAUGCAACUUUAAGGUUGAUGCAUAGACGCACACCCAUACAGCUUACUGGGAACAUUGGUUGAGAGCCUACCCUAUCAAAUGAAUGAGGGAUUCCACCAGGAGUUCCUGCCCCUACACAAUGAAUGACACCAAACCAAGAUGUCAUGCUGAUGUCAUGGCACCAAGUGAAAUUUUCUCCUCAACCCUCCUGAGGUGGGAAAAGUAAAAUCCAGGCUUGAAGGUCAACAAAAUAUUUAACUAUGGAGUCAACAUAACUGAGCCUAACCCUGCUUUCUUCUAAUGCCCAUAUACUUUCCUGUGGGAUUGUUCCAAUAGCCAUGAUGAGUGAAACCUUUCUAGUUUUUUACUCUUUCUAGAUUGGGGUAACAACAAAGGCUUAUUGUAGCUCUUCUAUUCCUUCCUGCUGGGAUCAGUACUGAUAAGGAUUUGAAAUGUUUGCCUCUAUUGCAUAGCAACACCACCACUUGAUGCAGUUACACAGUGAUCUAUUGGGCCCAUUGGAAUGUAUUUUAAAUAUACUAAAAUUGGUGGUAAAUUGACAUCAUUCAAACACAACAUUUGCACUCUAGAAUGGUGUUUGUGGGAAGGUGGGCAAAUUAUUACCUCCUUCAAGCCAGAAAGCCCAUCAAGAGUUGGAUUAUGAUCUAGAAGCACUGGAUUCAUUAUUCACCUGUAGCUCUAUUAUUUUUGAAGGAUGUGUCAUUUGAUGCUUUCAUAAACUAAUAAUGUUUUAUGCUUUUCAAGCAAGCUUUUAAUAAUGAAACUAUAGCAAGCAUUAAUAAUGUGUUACUGUAUUUGUGUAGUAAAACACAAUACAUAAAUUGGGCUUUCCUGUCUAUUUUAUGAAUUUGGAAGGAUUGCUUAAUAAAUCAGAGCAACUGAUCGUAAUCAAGUGCCCAGUCACAACGUUGUAAAACUAAGAGCUUAUGGCUUCUUUGCCACAAUAACUUUAUGGAGAGAAAAUAUGGUAACUUAUUGUUGACUUAAAGACUUUCAGUCUAAUCUAAGCAGAAACCUGAGUACCAACACUGGGCUCAUUUCAGAAUUAUACAGAAGUUAGGGAGAAUAAAUGUAAAUCACUGUACUUUCAAUUUGGUCCGGACACUUCCAUGUUUUGUUUUUCACAAUGAAGAAAAGUAACCAUGAGCUUGAACAGAGGAGCACAAUUUUGUGGGUGAGCGUUAGAGUCUUCCUGUUUUUUGAUGUGCUGUCUGAGAGGAGCUGCUCAUUGUAUCAAUUCUGCCAUGCAAUGAUGUGACUGAUUACUUUGAUGUGUUGUACCAGGACUACAUAGUUGCCCAAAAUGAAGAAAACAGGGUCUAUUAUUAGGACUUUUUAAAAAAAAGCUGUGCCUUCUAAUGUUAAUUUAAUGGUAGAUUAGAUUAAUAUAUGUAAUCUGUGGUCUUGAUUAGCCAUUUUGUUCCUUAUUCAUAAAAUCAUUGUUUUACACUUGUCAUAAAACUGUUACAUUUGCGAUAUUGCUUCUGUAGCAACAAAUGAUUAUGUGUUUUUCAUAUCCGCUUUCAGUAUUACAAGGGUUUUUAAAAAUGGA